Molecule: messenger RNA, 2922 nt
Organism: Gambusia affinis (western mosquitofish)
Lineage: Eukaryota; Metazoa; Chordata; Actinopteri; Cyprinodontiformes; Poeciliidae
Product: coiled-coil domain-containing protein 158-like
Exons: 21
Coding region: 299-2851 (850 amino acids)
Source: RefSeq, a predicted model, not a curated record
CAAAGUGUCGGUGGCGCUAAUGUUACCUUCCAGUUUCCUGUCUCAGAAAGUGAACAAUUUUUUCCUGGUUUAGUUCCUAUCAAUAUUAUAGAAACCAUACGCAGGAGUUGACUUUAUUCGAGGCAGUUUCCGUAAAUGUCUUACGACAUCUUUAAGAGGUAAUUUUGAACGGGUGCUAACAGUUAGCCAAUUUAGCUUCCGACGCUGUUUCCAUGGAGAUGAAUCUUAUCGACUUGUCGGCAGUUCUUUUAGCCUGAUUUUUCCCCCUAUUAUUAUUUUUGUAUUUGUUUAACUAUUAAUGUCUAAUUCAAAGCCUUCUGGGCCUCAAAAGCCUCAUAUUGAUACUGAUUCGUACUUUUUAACUUUUGGCGAUUCUCUUGUGGCUAAUGAAGAAAGAGGAACCCAAAACAAUUCCCUUAGUCUGAGAUUUAAUCGGACUCUGGAUGAACUGAGUGAAGAACUCGACAGGCAGACUACGGAAAUACAAGACAUACAAGAGGAGAUUCAAAAUGCAUCCAGCGACGCUUUGAGGAGGAUUGGAUCCCCUUACACAAACAGAUCGCCUGAACGAAGCUGCCACAAAAAUGACUCAGCUGAAGAACCCGCUAGAUUUUCAGCCCACAUUGAGGCGCUGACUCAGGCUAUUGUCGACUGCAUGGAUACUUUAAAACAGGACGAGGUGCAGCGAGACCGAGGCUCAAGUGAAAUGGAUGCUUUGGAAAAUGCAGCAGAACAGCUGUCUCAUUUACAGCUUAAUAAGGCACACAGUGAGGAAGAGGAGACAUUUAGUCCCCAAAGAGCCAUCAUGCACCUGAAGUCUAAACUGCAUGAAGCUCAGAUGGAGAACGACGCCCUGACUGACCUUAGGUUGAAGGAUUCAAGGAAACAGGUCAGUCAGAUGGCAAAGAUGCUGCACUUGUUGGAAGAGCUUCAAAAAGUCAAAAUGUCGAAGGUCUGGAAGCUUCCGGAGACGGAAGAAGAGGCGUUUGCACUUCAAAGAGAAGUAGAAUCACUGGGAAAGUGCGUAAGGAGGGUUUACCACAUACUUUAUGAAAAGCAGUUUGGCGACAACUCAGCCCGUAACAAGACUGUGAAGCAUCAAGAACCACAGUCUGGAUAUGAAAAUGUCCACAAGGACUCAAAUAAACAACAUGGGACAUAUUUUAGAUCAAAAGACCAACAGAGGAACGACGAAUAUGAAGGAUUAAAUAACCAAGAAAGGAUGGAAAACCUUCUUUCAAGUCUUGACCAGGAGAUGGCGAUGUUCACUGACAAAUCCAAACACUGCGGAGUGAAUUUAUGCAACAAGUUGAGGCUGCUAAAGAACCUGGCUGAAAGUCAGACCUCACUGCAGCUCUGUCAGAUCAGUGAACUGGAGUCAGCCGUCUCCAGCUACAGAGACAAGGUUAGUUACCUGGAGAAGAAGAUGCUGGAAACUGAGACCGAACUGUUUGCCACCCAUAAAGAGAGAGACCAAUCGCUACAGCAGGUCAAAGAGCUGCAGUCACAGCUUCAACUACUUAAAUCUAUUUGUGAGAAGCAGCAGCUUGAAUUCAGGGACGAUAUGAAGGCUCUGAGAGGACAGCUGGAGUCGACCAGGAAGCAGCUUUUCAGAGCCGGAGAGGAGAAAUCCUGCCUGCAAAUGCUUACAGAGCAAAGGUCACAGGAGUGCCAGGCUCUGCAGGCUGAAUUAGCACAACAAAAGUCUGAGUUGGUGCGUUUGGAGCGUGAGAAGCAUCACCUGCAGAACUCCCUUACCGACCAGAACCAGCACCUUCAUCAGAAAACUCUGGACAAACAGCAAGUUGUGAAGCAGCUGGAGCUGCAGCGCGCGCAGAUUUUCAAUCUCAACAAGCAGCUGGAGAACUUGCAGCGGCUCCACAGCCGUAAGAACGAGGAGCACGAAGGUGUGGUGCUGCAGCUUCAGAGCCAGCUCGGCAGCGCCCACGAUGAGCUCCAUAAGAUCCGACGCAGCUUGAGGACCCUGAAAGCAGCCGACGGCCAUGGCCUGCAGGUGGCUUUGGACAUGCAGAAGGAGAUCACGGCCAGGAGAGAGAAGGUUGACACCAUGCAGAGCAAAAUCCAGCAACUGGAGGAGAAAGUGGAGGAACUGCAACAGGAAAAGCGUCGCCUGAACCUGGAGGCGCACCAUCAGCUUCAGGACCUCACCUUCAUCAGGGAGGAAAAGAGGCAGCUUGCCAGUGAAUUGAAGGCCCUUCGCUCCAAAGACAAUCAGCUGCGGGAGCGGAUCGUUGAGCUGGAGGGAAUCCUUCACAAGAUGUGUGAAAGUUUGGCGAACUGUCAGGAUUUCCUCCAGCUAAGAGAGCAGGAACAUUUUCGCUUGAAAAUCCAACAUGCUCUGAACUUGAAGGAACUCCAGGGCGGGAGUCUGUGCGCAUGUUUGGCUUCAUCUCCAUCUGAUCUGAACUGCAGGACCCGGUCUGCACAGACUGCCCCGCCCUCCCCCCGGUUCCCCCUCAACACCCAGAUCAAGGAGAGUUCCCACUGCGAGCGCAGAGCUCUCGUCAAAGAGAUGCAAGCAGACGACAGACAGCGCAGCUCUAAGUGCGACGCCAGCAGGAGGAUGUCUGCGCCAGAGAGACCGCACUCUGCCGCCGCUUCUGCUGAGGAAGAGGAAGGACUGAAAGUCUGCUCCAGUGUGAGGAGAAAAACGUUUGACAGUAAGCAACGUCUUCUGGAGCCGAGAGAGCUGGACAGGCAAACAGUCAACAACAGAGACGGCCUUUUAACUUCGAGUCCGGUGAUUUCAGCAAAGUACAAGACGUUCCCACUCUCACCGAGCCGCAGGUCACCUGUCCACACCCUCCUGACCUCUGGCCCCAACAGCUAGCACUAACCACGAAGAAUGUGAGGCUGACUCCUUGUGUCAGUAAGACGAUUAAAUUUUUAAUGGGAAAUUUA